AUUGUACUAGAAGGAACAUGGUAUCAUGAUGUUUUUUAUCUAAUUGUGAGGAACCGACGAAUGCAAGAAAUGAGAUAGAUAAUCCAUAAACUGUUUUGUUUUGUUAUUGUGACCACCAGUGAACAAUUAUCAGAGAAGAGAAGGCAUGGGAGUGGACUACUACAAGAUUCUUCAGGUAGAUAGAAGCGUCAAAGAUGAUGAUCUCAAGAAAGCAUAUCGAAAGCUUGCAAUGAAGUGGCAUCCUGAUAAGAACCCUAACAACAAAAAAGAGGCUGAAGCUAAAUUCAAGCAAAUCUCCGAAGCAUAUGAUGUUUUGAGUGAUCCACAGAAGCGAGCAGUGUAUGAUCAGUAUGGUGAGGAGGGGUUGAAUGGACAGGUGCCGCCGCCGGAUGCCGGCGGUUUCCCUGGCAGCAGUGACGGCGGGCCAACAACGUUCCGGUUUAACCCAAGAAGUGCUGAUGAUAUAUUUUCUGAGAUUUUUGGGUAUUCAAGCCCCUUUGGUGGAAUGGGGGACAUGGGUGGUCGUGUUGGUGCCUCUGGAUUUCCCAUGGGUGGCAUGUUUAGUGAAGAUAUUUUUGCUCAACUUAGGAGUGGAGCUGGAGAGGGUUCUGGCCAUGUGCCAAGGAAAGGUGCAGCCAUUGAGAGAACAUUGCAUUGUAGUUUGGAGGAUUUGUAUAAUGGGACUGCCAAAAAAAUGAAGAUUUCUAGGGGUGUUAGUGAUGCCAGUGGGAGGCCCACCACAGUAGAGGAGAUCCUAACUAUUGAGAUCAAGCCAGGUUGGAAGAAAGGAACAAAAAUAACUUUUCCUGAAAAGGGAAAUGAACAGAGAGGAGUUAUCCCAGCAGACCUUGUCUUUGUUAUUGAUGAGAAGCCUCAUAGUGUCUUCAAGAGGGAUGGCAAUGAUCUUGUUGUCACUCAAAAGAUAUCUCUUGUAGAAGCCCUGACAGGUUACACAGCGCAGCUGACAACGCUCGAUGGGCGUAAUCUUACAAUCCCCAUUAACUCCGUCGUUAGUCCAACAUAUGAAGAAGUUGUUAAAGGAGAGGGUAUGCCUAUUCCCAAAGAACCUUCAAAGAAGGGAAACUUGAGAAUCAAGUUCAAUAUUAAGUUUCCCUCCAGGCUUACAUCAGAACAGAAAAGUGGCAUUAAGCGAUUAUUGACAUCUCCAUAAGGGUGGUAUGGCUUUUACUACGAUUUUCCUAAGUGUAAGAUUCCAGAAUGUUUUAUUCUUGUCUUUUUUUUCUGAAUUUUUACAUUUUCAAAUUGAAAUUCUUGCUUGUGAAUUGGAUUUCAAUUAUAACAGUUAACUAGAGUUUGAUAUUUAUUAAUUGUUUCAUGUCUUCA
Gastrolobium bilobum is the source of this 1344-nucleotide messenger RNA. Its product is annotated as protein psi1-like. The coding region runs from base 146 to 1171 and encodes 341 amino acids. Gene Ontology annotation, cellular component: cytosol. The transcript has 3 exons. Gene Ontology annotation, molecular function: protein-folding chaperone binding. NCBI's taxonomy places the organism in Eukaryota, Viridiplantae, Streptophyta, Magnoliopsida, Fabales, Fabaceae. The record is from RefSeq and is a predicted model, not a curated record.